AUGUGCGGUAUCUCUGCCAAAGCCUCUUCCUCUACUGCCACAAAUUCUUCUUCUCGGAAGUUUUCCCAUCUCCCGGGCUUCAAAUGGUCAAAGGAAGAAGAAGAGGAGCUUUGUAUCUGGAUGCGAAUUCAAAGUCAGCAGAAGAGCUAUCUGCCACUCACGGACCAAGAACAAAAGGAAUUGGACAGCCGUACAGUCUUCGUCGGAAACAUCGAUGUCAACACUACGGCCCGUGAGAUCGAACGGCAUUUUGAUGUUUGUGGGUCUGUCAAAGUUCGAUUCGUCAUCGACCGUAGUACUGGAUUUCAGAAGAACCAUUGCUUCGUGGAGAUCGAGAAUGCCCUUUUCGUCGAGUUCGCUUUCGAUUUGAAUGGAACCACUCUCAACCAUCGUUAUAUCACCGUCCGACCAAAAAAGUCUCAGAAGGCACAAUCCGAAAACCAACCACCACUACGCCACGUGGCACCAGCAAGAGUCUACAACAACAACACCACGAGCCCAUAUCGCAAGGAUAACCGCGGAGUUCUUCUCAAUCGUCAUCCACUGAAUCAAGUCACCAGAUUCAUCCCUUAUUGA
Caenorhabditis briggsae is the source of this 576-nucleotide messenger RNA. The transcript is spliced from 2 exons. Gene Ontology annotation, molecular function: RNA binding. The coding region runs from base 1 to 576 and encodes 191 amino acids. Lineage: Eukaryota; Metazoa; Nematoda; Chromadorea; Rhabditida; Rhabditidae. The record is from RefSeq and is a predicted model, not a curated record.